AUGAACUCUGCCCCUCUGCUGGCCUUUCUGGGGGUCCUCCUCAUCCUGCCCCGAAUCAAGGCCCUGACCUGCCAACAAGGGUUCCUGAGCUCUGAAUACAACCUUAAGCCUGACGAGCAUGUCUCCUGGACUGUCAACAGAGAACAAGUCUGUCAGGACGGCUGGGGUUGCCAAGACACGCUGUUGUUCAUUCAGAAUGGACCCCAGGUAUAUGUGGUGCUCAACAAGGAUUGCACUCAGGCUGCGGACCAGGAGUCCCAAGUCACAGAGCACAGUUCCGGCCCUGGCCUCUCCGUCAUCUCCUACCACCACGUGUGCCGGGACAAGGAUUUAUGCAAUGACCUCUCCAACACCAUCCCCACCUGGGCACCUUCCAACCCCAAAGGUGCCCCAGUACCAGGGGGUAUGCAGUGCCCCUCCUGCUUGUCCGAAAAUGGGUGCCUGGAGGUGAGUGAGACCACGCUCCCCUGCCCAGCGGGGACCAAACAUUGCUACACUGGCAUCCUCACAUUCAGCGGAGGGUAUUUCCAACCCACCAACAUUGAAAUCCAAGGCUGUUUGGCCCAAGAAGGUUGCAAUCUGCUUAAUGGGACCCGCAAGAUCGGUCCCAUUGAUGUGAGUGAGAACUGCAAUAGUAAUGAUUUGGUGCGCUGUCAUUCAGGGAGCAUGAUAAGAAGUGGUAAAAGCUUGUCUCAGGAGCCUCAAGAAUGGACUUCGUUUUCAACCAAGCUCUGUGCUGCUGGCGAGGUGUGUCAGGAGACACUGCUGCUCAUUGAUGCAGGAAAUACAGCAGUCCUAUUGGGGAGCAAAGGCUGCAUCUUGCCGGGGCCGGGGCCACAGAAUUCUACGACCAUCUCCAUCCACUCCAGGCCCCCUGGGGUGCUUGUCGCCUCUUACGCCCAUGUCUGCUCCUCCAAUGGGUGCAACAGAGUUUCGACUAGCAGUGUCCUCCUGAACGCCCUUCCUCGCCAAGCUGUCCCGGACGAUUCUGGCAUCAGUUGUCCUGCCUGUGUAAAUUUUUUUGGCUCCUGUACAGACUUGACACUCAUUAAGUGCCCGCAGGGCGCCACUCGUUGUUAUCGCGGUAACAUGCGUCUCAUUGGAGGUGGCAUCUACACCACAAUGGGUGUUAGCGGUUGCAUGGCCCACGGAACGUUACUGAACAAUACCCAGAAUAUUGGGGUCUUCUCGGUGGUCGAGCAGGAGCAUUCUCAAGAUGAAGAGUACAUUGACCCCCCAAUUAUCCAGAGCGCUGGCUAUGCUGCCUUAAAGUGA
Molecule: messenger RNA, 1275 nt
Organism: Echinops telfairi (small Madagascar hedgehog)
Lineage: Eukaryota; Metazoa; Chordata; Mammalia; Afrosoricida; Tenrecidae
Gene: CD177
Product: CD177 molecule
Exons: 10
Coding region: 1-1275 (424 amino acids)
Biological process (GO): cell-cell junction maintenance; leukocyte cell-cell adhesion; regulation of integrin-mediated signaling pathway
Cellular component (GO): plasma membrane raft; plasma membrane
Source: RefSeq, a predicted model, not a curated record